UGAGUGCAUUACAAAAAAAGAUGACAGCACUGAUUACAGGAGGAGAGUUGCUGUGGAUGGAAAAGGAUGCGAGGCGGGAGGCUGGGUGGUUCUCAGGACAUGUGGGGCGAUCAGGGAGGAGCGCUUCAUAAAAAGCCAGCAGCCCUGCCGUGUAAUGCAACAGUCCAGCCUGUGAGGAGCACAGAGCAGACAGCAGCAGCAGCAGCAGGGAGGCAGACAUUUGCAACUCCAGGAAGAGCAGCCCGGAGGCCCCUUCAAGGCAGCUAAAAAGCUCCACCCCUGUUGGUGGUCAGAGCAGGAAGCCAUGGCAUCAAGGGAGCAUCCAAACACUGGUGACUGCGCCACUGACCAUCUAAACUCAAGAAUGGAGGGUGGUUCUGUUCCCAGCACCGUUAAACCCUGUCCCGUCCACCCUCCAGGGGGGGAGGAUUCAACCAAAGGUUUUCGAAAAGGCAUAAACCGGCAUAAUGACUAUGUAAAGAUCCCUGUGCCUGAGUCCCAAGUGAACCCUCUGCCUUCGGAGUGGUGGAAGACAGUCAUUGCUUUCUUUUACGCAGCUUUUAACCUGGUCUUGACAACAGUCGUCAUCACUAUUGUGCACGAGAGAGUCCCUCCCAAAGAGAACUACCCGCCUCUUCCUGAUAAGUUUUUUGACUACAUCGACAGGGUCAAGUGGGCAUUUACUGUAACCGAGAUUAAUGGCAUAGUGUUGCUGACCAUUUGGCUGAUCCAGUUGUUGUUCUUUAAACACAGGUCAAUAGCAAUAAGACGGUUCUUCUUCCUCAUCGGCACCCUCUACUUGUAUCGCUGUGUGACGAUGUACGUCACCACCUUGCCUGUGCCGGGCAUGCACAUGAACUGUGCUCCUAAGCUUCAGGGAGACACCCAGGCCAAACUCCAGCGGGUUUUACGGCUUAUUUCAGGGGCAGGCCUCUCAAUGACAAACUCCCACCUGUUGUGUGGAGACUUCCUCUACAGUGGCCACACAGUGAUGCUCACCCUUACUUACCUGUUCAUCAAAGAGUACUCCCCUCGGUCGUUCUGGUGGUAUCAUCUCAUGUGCUGGCUGCUGAGUGCUGUUGGUGUGGUCUGCAUCCUGGUGGCACACGAACACUACACUGUGGAUGUGGUUGUGGCCUAUUUCAUCACCUCCCGUCUGUUCUGGUGGUACCACACCAUGGCCAACUUACAGACUCUGAAGUGCUCGCCCAAUAACUACCUCACCAACACCUGGUGGAACCCUGUGUUUAACCUGUUUGAGAGGAACGUCCAGACCGCGGUGCAGUGCUCCUACGGUUGGCCCAUUACCUGGCCCCCCGCCUGCUUGAAGAGCCCCUGCAAGAAGUACUCCAUGGUGCACAGCACACGAGAGGAGUGACUGCCAGGCUGCGGCACUGUUGCUUGAUAAUCCAGUGGUUUUUAUUUGCUGGGUAGAAACCAAAAGCAUACUUAAUGCAUAGUAGUGUCUUAAUAUUUCUGUCUUUUUUUGCCACUGUGAUAUAUUUAUGAAACAAAAGGCUGAAUUGUUGCUGUUUUUUCAUGAAGGGCCUGUUUAUUUUUACAACACACUUCCAUUUUAUUGACUUGACGAUGAGCUGCCACUGUAGCCUCUCCAUGUUAGACAUUAGAAUUAUUAUUUUUUUACCUCAAUACAUCUGUGUACUUUAAGCCAUAAAGUGCCUUAGUGUGUUAAACAUCUGAAGAUGUACCAAAGAUGCCAUUAUCAGUGUUUGUGUUUUUAUGAGCUUUAAUUUGAUUGUGUACUCAUUUUAGAAAUCAUGAGAAAAAAUUUCAAGCUUUUGUUUUGGCAUUGUGGCAUCGUAUUAAAGCGAAGUCAAGCUUCAAA
Messenger RNA from Austrofundulus limnaeus, 1846 nucleotides. It is a transcript of the gene sgms2a, whose product is annotated as sphingomyelin synthase 2a. Lineage: Eukaryota; Metazoa; Chordata; Actinopteri; Cyprinodontiformes; Rivulidae. Gene Ontology annotation, cellular component: plasma membrane; Golgi membrane; endoplasmic reticulum membrane. The record is from RefSeq and is a predicted model, not a curated record. Gene Ontology annotation, biological process: sphingomyelin biosynthetic process; ceramide biosynthetic process. Bases 305 to 1378 code for a protein of 357 amino acids. Gene Ontology annotation, molecular function: sphingomyelin synthase activity; ceramide cholinephosphotransferase activity. The transcript has 6 exons.